Messenger RNA from Rubroshorea leprosula, 1226 nucleotides. Lineage: Eukaryota; Viridiplantae; Streptophyta; Magnoliopsida; Malvales; Dipterocarpaceae. The record is from the annotation of a GenBank genome assembly.
AGUUAACGUGAAUGAGUUCCAAGAAUUAGCCAGGCAGGCCCUUCCUAAAAUGUACUAUGACUUUUAUGCCGGUGGAGCUGAGGAUCAGCACACUCUACGGGAGAACGUAGAGGCGUUUCAUAGAAUUAUGAUCCGGCCAAGAAUUCUAGUAGAUGUCAGCAGGAUAGAUUUAUCAACAACAGUGCUAGGUCACAAAAUCUCAGCACCUAUUAUGAUUGCUCCAACUGCUAUGCAUAAGUUGGCACAUCCUGAAGGUGAAGUUGCCACAGCAAAAGCAGCAGCUGCAUGUAACACCAUAAUGAUUUUAUCCUGUAAUUCUACGUGCACUAUUGAGGAGGUUGCUUCAAGCUGCAAUGCUAUUCGGUUCUUUCAAUUAUAUGUAUUCAAGGGACGACAUAUAUCAGCUAAGUUAGUGGAGAGAGCUGAGAGAAGUGGGUAUAAGGCCAUUGUCCUAACCGUGGAUGCUCCUAGACAUGGUCGUAGGGAGGCAGACAUAAAGAACAAAAUGGUUGCACCUCGGUUGAAGAACUUUGAAGGUCUGAUAUCAACAGAAGUUUCCUCUGAUAGCAAUUCAAACCUAGAAGCUGUUGCUAACACUACACUUGAUGCCUCUUUAACUUGGAAGGACAUAAGUUGGUUAAGAUCUAUUACAAAGUUGCCAAUUUUGAUCAAGGGGGUACUCACUCGUGAAGAUGCAAUAAAGUCUCUGGAAAUUGGUGUAGAUGGGAUUGUUGUCUCAAAUCAUGGAGCUCGCCAGCUAGAUUAUGCUCCAGCUACUGUUUCUGUUCUUGAAGAGGUUGUUCAUGCUGUUGGAGGAAAGAUUCCAGUUCUAUUCGAUGGAGGAAUAAGGCGGGGAACUGAUAUCUUCAAAGCAUUAGCCCUUGGUGCACAAGCCGUCCUGAUUGGAAGGCCUGUUAUCUUUGGGCUUGCAGCACAGGGAGAAUAUGGGGUAAGGAGGGUUGUCAACAUGCUGAAGGAUGAGCUUGAGCUUACCAUGGCCCUUUCUGGGUGCCCUAGAGUGAAAGAUAUUACCAGAAACCUUGUAGGCACACAGCGUGAGAGACUCCAGUCCAUGCUGUAGGAUUCUCCAUGAAAGUCUUUGUCUCCAAUCUCCAUUUCCAAUUCUAGAGCAAAAGUGCAAAUAAGUAUGUCAGCUUUGUAAUUUUUUUCAAUUUAAUGCAAACUUUACCAAUUUAUAAAGAAAACAACAAAUUUUUAACUUUUUU